CAAGUAUUUUAAUCUAUGCUUUUACCUGGCUCCUGCUGUGUACAUUAUACAUUGUAAAAAACCGUAUUUUUGAAUAAAUGUGUGUAAAAACAGAAAAACUGUGGCAUCAAAUGUGUUAAAAGUGGCUGAGUACAAUGGACGUAGACGAUUCGGCGGUGGACCUUAGCGUAAGCAGGUCUCUACCGCCUGAGUUGAGUGAACUCAGAGCAUUGACGGCUAGUGGCUUGACAAUAACACCAGCACAACCACCUCCUCAUAUUGAUAGAGUGAGUAUAAAUGGUGCGAGUGGUAAGAGAGUACUACGCCCAAGAUCGGAGCAACGCAGUUAUGCAGAGAGCCCCGACAUAGUUCUUCUGCCGGCAGCACCGCCUCAUCGCAAACCUUCACUGCCUGCCCCUGCACCAUUUACGGAUGUAAGCAGCAAGCUGAACACAGGCGCUGUGAAUGUUUCUAUAACAGCGAGCGCGGUGCCGCCCGCCCUGCCGCCCGAGUCCCCGCGCGACCCGCAGGACGACGAGGACUCCGACGACGAGAAUGAGCCUCCGCUACCGAUAACCGGUCACAGGGAGUUAUCGAGUGCAGAGAUAUGGGAACGUGAACGUAGACUCCGCGCACUGAGAGAGAAGCUGCGUGCCGAGGAGACGCGACUCGUGCUGCUGAGGAAGCUGCGCCAGUCGCAGCAGGCCGCCACCAUACCACCGGCCAAGGCAGCGGAGUCAGCGAGCGCAUGCGCGGCGGGCGCGGCGCUGGCCGGCAGCGGCUGCGUGGUGCCGCCCGGCGUCACCGUCACCCCCGCGCCGCCGCCCGCGCAUCAGCACAGCAAGCGCGCGGCGGGUGCGGCGUGCGCGAGUGCGGGUGCGCUGGCGCCGGGCGCGUCUCGGCGCUCCUCCAACCUGCCCGGCGGCGCCACGCUCACUCCCGGCCCCUACCGCUCGCAGUCGUCGUCGAGCGGCGGCGCCAGCAUCACGCCGUCCGUUACCAUCACGCCCGCGCCGCCGCCGGCCUCGCACUCCACACCCAAGCCCGCUCAGGAUAACUCAUCGGUCACCAGUAGUACAAGCGAUGCAACGAGCUCCCGCAGUUCCGAGGAGACGCAGACACCGGCCCAGCGACAGGCCGCCGCCAAGCUCGCACUGCGCAAGCAACUAGAGAAGACACUGCUGCAGAUUCCACCACCUAAACCCCCGCCGCCGGAGAUGAACUUCAUUCCCUCUCCCAGCAACACGGACUUCGUGUACCUGGUGGGGCUCGAGCACGUCGUAGACUAUCUCACCAACGAAGACCGCAUGCCGCGCUCGAGCGUGCCCGCCGUGUGCGCGCAGUGCGGCAGCGACUUCACGGCCGUGUGGCGCUGGGAGCGCGCCCCGCCGCGCCGCCAGGACGCCACCUUCGCCUGCUCGCUGGCGCCGCACGCGCGCCGGCUGUGCGAGCUCUGCGUGUCCGGCAACGUGAAGCGCGCGCUCAAGGCCGAGCACACCGCGCGCCUCAAGACGGCCUUCGUGCGCGCGCUGCAGCAGGAGCAGGAGAUCGAGCGGCGCCUGGCCGCGCCGUCGCCGCCGCCCGCGCCCGCCGCGCCCGCGCCGCCGCCCGCGCACGCGCACGCGCACGCGCACCACCACCGCGCGCCGCCGCCCGCGCGCCCGCGCCACGCCGCGCCCGCGCCCGCGCCGCCCGCGCCCGCCAAGCCGCCGCCGCCCGCGCCCGGCGCCGCGCUGCGCGCGCACCCGCGCGACCCCGACCCGCCCUCCAAGAAAGGUAAAGGAUCGUCCUCGAGCACCAGUAGCCAGGGAAGUAGCAGCAAGCAACAUCAGCAACUGGCCGCAGCAGCCGCGGCUCAGAUGGCAUUCGAACAGCAAAGCGCAGCAGCCAUGCAAGCAUUGCAGCAUCAAUUACUUAGAGGGCUGAGCGGCGCGGGCGGCGGCGGCGGCGUGUCGCCCGCGGCGGCGGCGGCGGCCAUGAUGCAGUUCUCGCCGCUGCUCUACACCUACCAGCUGGCCAUGGCGCAGGCCAGCGCGCUAGGUAAGCGCUCGGGAAAGGGUGGGAGCGGCGGCGCGGCCAUGGCGGCGGAGAUGCAACGCGUGGCGGAGGCCCAGCGACAGUACUUGCUAGACAUGAUCCCCGGACAGCACGCCAGGAACCCCUGGCCUAAGAACUGAACUAAAGGUUGGUUCAACGUUUUCUACGAAGGAUAAAAAUAUAUAGACGAUAAGAAGAGCAUUUGAAGAAUUAAGAACUAUUUUAAUGUUUUACUUUAAGGUACGCUAAGUAAUUAUAAGUAACGGUUACGAUGGGACACUGGUCGACCAGGCUGAGUAGAGGCUGGCAAACGUGACGUCAUUCGCAUUUAUUUACGCAGAUAGAAAAAAAGCAUGCUAAGGACAUUAAACAAGUUUUUAUCAGUAAUUUAUUUAUAUAACAUCAAUAUCUAUUUCUUCAAUACAAGGGAGGUUAGAUAAAGUGCAUCGACAAUAAUGGUCGUAGCGGUUUUGAUCUUUGAAGCGCUUUUUCUUAAUUAUUGAAUAAAUGAACUUUUUAUCACGUAAUCAAUCGAAUACAUAUGACAUUUCCAUAAAAAAUCAUUUCCUACAAACGGAAUCUAAUCUAUGUAUGUGUCUUUGUCUAGGCACGCAAAUAUUUUAUCGUUCGUAACGCUGUAUUCGUUUACAUUUACGAUUAAAAAAAUAUUCAACGACUAGCAACAACAUUAAACAAAUAUAUCAUUUUUUGGUGUAUUUUUCUAUUAUUUCGAUUGAGUUGCGUUAAUAACAGCGCAAUGGAGCUCCGUGUCAGGUCAGUGGCUUUGUAGCUUGGUCGGCUAGAACGUAGAGAUAACAUUUUACGAUCAGAUAAUUUUGGGUAUGGUUUAAAGAAAGCUAGAUAAUAUGAAAUAAGUUUUUGACGUUAAUUAAAAUGCACAACAAAUACGUAAUUAUAGCAAAACUAAUAUUAAGGUAAUCGUAAUUAUUAGUGUGUAAAAGAUCAACUUCGUUUUAUAUCUGGAUUUUUAAGUACUUCAAUAAAUAUUGUACGCAUAAA
Nymphalis io (European peacock) is the source of this 3036-nucleotide messenger RNA. It is a transcript of the gene simj, whose product is annotated as transcriptional repressor p66-alpha. Lineage: Eukaryota; Metazoa; Arthropoda; Insecta; Lepidoptera; Nymphalidae. The record is from RefSeq and is a predicted model, not a curated record. Gene Ontology annotation, biological process: negative regulation of transcription by RNA polymerase II. The transcript has 19 exons. Gene Ontology annotation, cellular component: NuRD complex. The coding region runs from base 135 to 2156 and encodes 673 amino acids.